AUGUGCCGACGCCCAAAGACCAGCAAGAUUUCAUUGGGUCUAAAUCGCGAAGGACAACUGCGUGUUAUGAAGAUGUCGCGGUCUCAAGGGACUGACUACCAGAUGCAUAUUUAUGCUGCCACAUUGCCCAGGUUACCACGCCUAAAGAAAAGAGUUAUCUACUUGACAAAAGCUGGUAUACAGAUCGGUCAUUCUAUGAUUGUGUACUGGUAUACGGAGGAAGGAGCUUUGCCGACACAGUUGUACAACAUUCGUCGAGAACUACGGCGUGAGCAUCCGAGAUAUGUAGAUAUCAAGUUGGAAAGCUCAGGUAUGGAAGAGCUGGAUUAUGUCCCAGAUUGGCUGCAAGCAGAUAUUGCGCAGGCGAAAAAACAAGGAGAAAUGGGUACAACACAUAGCACAGAGGGAAUAGUUGAUGGUGGUGCUAUCGAUGUGUCACAUACAGAAGAAGUGGUACAAGCUGUUGGAUCGCCUCUGCGAAAGGAUUUCGGAAUAGAAAUCGUAGCUGAUCACCAUCCUCUAAUGGUUGAAGGCGAAUCAAUUGAAGCUAUGGUGGUGACGGAAGAAGGUCUUGUACCUGCGGAAAUAGUUGACGAAAGAAUGAUUCCGGAAGGAGCGACGAUAGAGAAUGUUGAGAUCGUUGAAGAAAGCGUGGUAAUAGAUGAACACACUUCGUCUGGUGAAGAGGUAGAAACAGAGACAGCAGAAAAAGUGGUGCAACCACGAGAAGCACACGAAUCAAUUCAUAUAGGCGAAGAUGUUGAUAUUCAAUCUGUGGAAACAGUAGAGACGCAACGGUAG
Molecule: messenger RNA, 801 nt
Organism: Angiostrongylus costaricensis
Lineage: Eukaryota; Metazoa; Nematoda; Chromadorea; Rhabditida; Metastrongylidae
Source: the annotation of a GenBank genome assembly